AUGGAGAGAAACAAUGAGACUCUCACCACAGACUUCAUUCUCCUGGGACUCUGGCCUGAAUUCCACCACCUCGUUAUGCUCAUCUGCCUCGUCCUGCUGGUUUACUUUUUGGCUGUCGUGGGCAAUGGGGUCCUCAUUCUCCUCAUCCUGCUGGACUCCCGGCUCCACAGCCCUAUGUAUUUCCUGCUCAGCCAGCUGUCCUUUAUUGACUUCGCCUUGAUCUCCACUACGGUCCCCAAAAUGGCCACAAACUUCUUCUCAGGGCAGAGAACCAUAUCACAGGUUGGCUGUGGAGCCCAGAUCUUUAUUAGUCUAACCCUGGGAAUUGCUGAGUGCUUCCUGCUGACAUUCAUGUCCUAUGACCGCUACAUCGCCAUCUGCAACCCCCUGAGGUACUCGGGCAUCGUGAGCCACACAACCUGCACACAGAUGAUCAUAGUAUCCUGGGGAGGAGGGGCAGUCACGUCCCUGGCUCAUACGGCCUAUGCCAUGCACUUCCCCAUCUGCCACCCCAGAGUGAUCCCACACUUUCUGUGUGAGGUUAUGGCUCUCUUAAAACUCACGUGUGAGGACAUUUCUGCAUAUGUGAAGUCGGUGGUGGUCUCCAGCUUUCUGGUGGUUCUUGUUCCCCUGAGUCUCAUUCUGGCCUCCUACACCCUCAUUUUCCUUGCUGUCCUCCACAUGAACUCUCUUGAGGGCAAGAACAAGGCUCUGGCCACGUGCUCCUCCCACCUUUGUGUGGUCACCCUCUACUUUGGCCCCGCCAUAUUGGUUUACAUGAGGCCUGGCUCCUCUACGACUCCCAAAUUAAACCAGUCUCUCUUUAUAUUUAAUGCCAUCCUUACCCCUAUGCUUAAUCCACUCAUUUAUAGCCUGAGAAACAAGGAUGUCGUAGCAGCUUUAAAGAAUACAGUCAUCAGUAGAUGUCCCUCACGAAAGAUGAAAAACCACUGGGAUAGCUGUAGUUGA
Molecule: messenger RNA, 969 nt
Organism: Heterocephalus glaber (naked mole-rat)
Lineage: Eukaryota; Metazoa; Chordata; Mammalia; Rodentia; Bathyergidae
Product: olfactory receptor 2AJ1-like
Biological process (GO): G protein-coupled receptor signaling pathway
Cellular component (GO): membrane
Molecular function (GO): G protein-coupled receptor activity; olfactory receptor activity
Source: RefSeq, a predicted model, not a curated record